Molecule: messenger RNA, 3281 nt
Organism: Pleuronectes platessa (European plaice)
Lineage: Eukaryota; Metazoa; Chordata; Actinopteri; Pleuronectiformes; Pleuronectidae
Gene: sv2ba
Product: synaptic vesicle glycoprotein 2Ba
Exons: 12
Coding region: 1-2082 (693 amino acids)
Biological process (GO): transmembrane transport; chemical synaptic transmission
Cellular component (GO): membrane
Molecular function (GO): transmembrane transporter activity
Source: RefSeq, a predicted model, not a curated record
AUGGAUGACCCCUAUCACAACAACGUGAACCAGCAGGUGACGCAGGGCGGAGAGUACACCUACACCCAGGAUGGGAGCGGUCAGGAAGGCUACCCUUACCAAGCGGACUACCCUCCGCAGGAGGAGGAUGCUGCUAGCGAUGACACCGAAGGAGCAGAUGACGGCGAGCAGAUGUACGAGGGGGAGUACCAGGGCGUCCCCCACCCCGACGAGAUCAAGGAGGCGCGGCGGGCAGCUCGGGUGGAGGCCAGGAGGAAAGCCCGUCUGGCAGCCCAGCAGGAAGAUGAGGAGGAUAACCUGGCAGAGCAGUACGAGACCAUCAUGGAGGACUGCGGCCACGGGCGCUUCCAAUGGAUGCUGUUCUUCGUGCUGGGCCUGGCGCUGAUGGCCGACGGAGUGGACGGCUUCGUGGUGGGCUUCGUCCUGCCCAGCGCCGAGAAGGACAUGUGCAUAUCCAACGCUGACAAAGGACUGCUGGGUCUGCUGGUGUAUGUGGCCAUGAUGGUCGGGGCGCUGGUAUGGGGGGGACUGAGUGAUAAGAUGGGCAGGAGGAAGUGUCUGAUCUACGUGCUCACCAUCGACCUGGUCUUCUCCUUCCUGUCCUGCUUCGCUCAGAGCUACGGCUUCUUCCUCUUCUUCAGGUUCUGCUCAGGCUUUGGAAUUGGCGGCUCCAUCCCGAUCGUGUACACCUACUUCACUGAGUUCCUGCAGAUGGAUAAACGUGGAGAACAUCUGAGCUGGCUCUGCAUGUUCUGGAUGCUGGGAGGCCUGUACGCCUCCUUCACUGCCUGGGGAAUUAUCCCUCACUAUGGUUGGGGCUUUGCCAUCGGUACCGAGAUCCAGAUGCACAGCUGGAGACUGUUCAUCCUGGUGUGCCUCCUGCCUGUGCUCGCUGCUCUCGUCGGAGUGGUCUUCAUGCCGGAGAGCCCACGGUUCCUCCUGGAGAAUGCCCGUCAUGAUGAGGCCUGGAUGAUCCUGAGAAGAGUUCACGACACCAACUGGAAGGCCAAGGGGGAGCCAGAGAGAGUUUUCACUGCGACAAACAUUAAGACUCCACAGACGCAAGAUGACGAGUUCAUCGAGAUCCAGAGCGACACCGGCACAGCCUUCCAACGCUGGACCGUCAGACACAUGACCAUGCUGCAACAGGUGAUGGCUAACAUCAUGUCAUUAUCAGCUCCAGAGUUCAGACUGCAAGGUCUCUUCCUGGUUAUUGUUUGGUUCUGUUUGGCCUUCAGCUACCACGGACUGGGCGUUUGGUUCCCUGAUAUGAUCAAGUACAUGCAGUAUGAAGAGUAUGAGUCCAAGGUUCGAGUGUUCCACCGGGAACGGGUCGAACGCUUCCACUUCAACUUCUCUCUCGUCAACCAAAUACACCGUGAGGGAGAGUACAUCCAUGACAAGUUUGCAAACAUUGAGAUAAAGUCUGUGAAGUUUGAGGAUUCUCUGUUUGAGAACUGCUACUUUGAGGAUGUCAGGUCGACCAACACCUUCUUUGAGAACUGUACCUUCAAAAGCACCGUCUUCUACAACACAGACCUCUGGCAGGAAAAGUUCAAAGACUGUCGAAUGGAGAACACCACCUUCCUCCACCCAAAGAAAGGCUGCCACCUGAACUUCAAGGAAGAGAACGACAUCGUCAUCUACAUGGUCAGCUUCCUGGGCAGUUUUGCUGUGUUGCCUGGCAACAUCCUCUCAGCAUUAUUCAUGGACAAGAUAGGAAGGAUCAGAAUUAUAGGGGGUUCUAUGCUGGCAUCGGCUGCCUGUACCUUCCUGCUGCUGUUAAGUUUCAGUCAAGGAGCUGUGAUAUGUUGGCAGUGUCUCUUCUACGGAACCAGCAUAGCAGCCUGGAACGGACUUGAGGUUAUUUCUGUGGAACUCUAUCCAGCCGCUAGAAGGGGGACAGCUUUCGGAAUCCUGAAUGGAAUCUCUAAGUUUGCAGCCCUUAUUGCCAGCUUCAUCUUUGCAGCCUUCAUCGGCGUUACCAAGAUCGUCCCCAUCUUCCUGGCCUUCGCCGCCCUCGUCUGCGGUGGCCUGGUGGCUCUCAAGUUGCCCGAAACCCGGGAGAAAAUCCUGUCUUGAAAAGCCAAACUCCUGCAGCCUCCAGGCCCCAAACACAGUAUAGCUAUGGGGAUAGCUUUGGUGGGAAAGAAUCAGCUUUAACUGAAGUGAAAAGACAAGAAAUAAAGGCCACACUAUGCUUGCUGUGUGUAUCAGUCUGUCAUGGUUAUACUGUAUGAGUAAAAUGUUGAAACUUGUUUGGUUGCCUACACGGACCUGUGGUGGCUUCCUGACCCCUCGGUGAGCCCCUCAGGCCGCCCACCUUUUCUGACACAUCGUACCAAACUAGUGUUUGUUAUUUCUUUUUCACUAUUUACUCCCCGUCCCUCUGUGCACACACACACACAUACACACAGCGUAGCGACUUUCGUUUUGUUUGAGGUUUGUGUAAAAAAAAUAUUAAUAAGAGAUUGUGUCUGUACUUGAAAGGUGAUGUAGUUCAUGUUACCAUGUUGUGCUUUGAUUUCAUUCCCUGCUGAAAGCUAAAGGAGAGGUACAUAGGUUGUGAUCAGAACUGGAACUGGAUUGGACGCCUCACUUCCAUGGCUCAACAGCAAUAUCACGGCUGGUGUUGUUCAGAGGAAACACCCCUUUCAUCCACUCACUCUUUAUUUACUCUGCACCAUUCUGCGGUGUCUUUAGUCUUCUCUGUAUUGCUUGGUCUGUUCUCUAUAGAUAUAAACCUGGAUCGACCAUUUUAUUCUAUGUAGCAGUUUUUUUCUUUUAGAUCAAGUCAACUUCUGUUCAUUUCUCCCACUUGCUCCAAAUUCCAACCUGAACAGCCGACUGCAUUUUCCCUCCUGUUUGUCGUCUUGUCUUCAACUCUGAGACGUUGUGUCUGUCCCUUAACUUUAGCACUGUGUUCUGUAGCUGGUGAUAAUAACGUAGAACUCUUAUCUGUCACAUCUUGCCAUGACAACGUAUAAGGAAUUGUUCUGUUUGUUUAUUGAUUUCUUUUCUAAAAAUGAUACAAAACUGUGAGAUUAGAUCUUUUGAUAUGAUGCUCUCAUUUUAACAUUCUGAUGAAGAACUGUUUUACGGAACCUGCUGCAUUUCUGACAACACGUGUCAAGAUUUCUAAGGAGCAUGUUACUUUUUUUGGCGUGACUGAGUUGCGUGUGCGUGUGUGGGGUUGUUAUCCACAUGUCUGUGAAUUUAAUGAAACACAAUAGUCUGAUUACCAAUACUAUAUUUGUUGUUGUACAUAUUGUAGACCUGUG